AUGAUCCAAGGUGCUCGGAUGGACGGUGUGGAUAGAUGGAGGACAUGUUGCAAGCGAGGCAUGAGUGUAUAUGAUGAUGUUGGUUAUGGUUAUGGUGAUGUUGAUUAUGAUUUAUAUCUUAAAAGAAUAUUCAACGUAACUGUCAUUAUGUUUAUCGAGAAGUCGGUUAUUUUGUUUUCAUCUUGA
Messenger RNA from Sclerotinia sclerotiorum 1980 UF-70, 186 nucleotides. RefSeq lists its product with no specific name. The transcript has 3 exons. Bases 1 to 186 code for a protein of 61 amino acids. The record is from RefSeq and is a predicted model, not a curated record. Lineage: Eukaryota; Fungi; Ascomycota; Leotiomycetes; Helotiales; Sclerotiniaceae.